CACAAAUCCUGCCUGCAUGAAACACCUGAAACGACAAGAUUGAUUUCCUUGGGCUACUUGUGAAAUCAUAAGAGGUAAAAAAACCCUGUUAUCCUUAUAACAGCUCUAUGGUGUACGGCACGGGGGAGGAAUACGGUUUUCUCCCCUCAUUUCAUGCUGUCGGUUUGACACGAGUCUACUGUGAACCAGAGAAGACAUGAAGGGACAGAAAAUACAAUCUCUUCUCAUAUAUUUAUUUCAAAUUUGGGGUUUUGCAGAACAGGAAACAGUAACAGGACUGUUUUCCAAGGAUUGCAUUCUCCCCUGUCUUUUCCCACCUGGGAGUGAUGAAGUAAUUUACUGGAAGAAAGGGGACAAAUAUGUGCACAGCUACUACUACCAGAGGGAUCAGCUGGAAAGUCAAAACCCGGAUUACAGACACAGAACACACCUUUUCCAUGAAACCAUUCCUAGUGGAAAUGCCUCCUUGAAACUCAGCAACCUGACCUUGACUGAUGAGGGCCCUUAUAAUUGCUACGUGGGAACCCAGCAAACUAAAACAGAAGUGGAAGUCACGCUGCGUGUAAAAGUAUCCUCUUAUUAUGCAUUGGAAUACCAAAAGACAAACAAAGAAAGGAUGCUCAAGUGCUAUGCCUUUCUCACUUAUUCAGCACCACGUAUAUCUUGGGUACAAGGCAACAAAUCCAGCCGAGAAACAGGUCGGAAAGAAACCAGGGAUGGAGUUCUCUAUUCUCUUAGAAGUGACCAGAACAUUAUAAACACAGUGGAUCCUUAUUAUUGUUAUAUUCAUCUGCCUGAGGAAGAGUGGGCUGCUGAAUGGAAGAUGCAAGACCAGCUGUCUAAUGCAGAAGGAAGCAGCAUUGCAAUUCCUUGUGGAUAUAGCAGUGAGACUGCUGUCAGUGAAGGUCUCAGUGUUGUCUGGACACUGCACAGAAAUGCAGUGAUUUCAGUGCUGGCCUCCUACAACGGCACAUCUCACUCUUACCAGCCUCGAGUCCGGGUUAACCAAAGUGAUUUUUCACUGAUCUUGGAUGAUCUCACUGCAAGCGACAGUGGAGAGUAUCUGUGCAACGUUUCAACACCUCACUACACAACGCUUACUGUGAGAGCUCUGGAAGUUGAGAAUUCAGGUAAUACCUGGGACCUUGUGGCAGGAGUGACUCUUGCAGUGGUGCUGCUGGCAGUGAUCUUCAGCUUUGUCUGCUUCUUGCACAAGAAGCACAAAAGAAGAGGAAUCUUAUGAGCACCUUGACACAGUGGGAGAAAAUCCCUCUCUGCACACACAAAUGCUGCUGAGAUUGCUGCUGAAAAGAGCAGAGUCCCUUCACCUUCCCUGUUACUCUCAAAGCCACGUGGAAAUGUGAUUGUUUGAGCAACGGUAGCAAGCAAUUGAACUGGUGGAAAGAAGAAAUGAACCUAAGUCAAUUGACACUUGAA
This is a messenger RNA of Neopsephotus bourkii (Bourke's parrot), 1437 nucleotides long. It is a transcript of the gene HHLA2, whose product is annotated as HHLA2 member of B7 family. Bases 197 to 1243 code for a protein of 348 amino acids. Gene Ontology annotation, biological process: positive regulation of T cell proliferation; negative regulation of T cell proliferation; immune response. The record is from RefSeq and is a predicted model, not a curated record. The transcript is spliced from 7 exons. NCBI's taxonomy places the organism in Eukaryota, Metazoa, Chordata, Aves, Psittaciformes, Psittacidae. Gene Ontology annotation, cellular component: external side of plasma membrane.